This is a messenger RNA of Closterium sp. NIES-65, 1329 nucleotides long. The record is from the annotation of a GenBank genome assembly. NCBI's taxonomy places the organism in Eukaryota, Viridiplantae, Streptophyta, Zygnematophyceae, Desmidiales, Closteriaceae.
AUGCUCCUGCUCCUCUCCGCGGCCCCGCCGGUGGCCCUCGCAGAGUCGGAGAUCAUAAUAGCGGCUGUGGCGGGGUCGGCGCUCGUGGUUACGCUUGUCGUCUGCGUCAUCCUCAUCUGCUGCUGCUUCUCCCCCCGCAAAGAAGCAACCGCCGACAAGGAAGGACAAGGGAAGAGCACCCAGAAGAUCGUCAGCGGGCCGGAUGACGUGGCAGUGCCGACGCUCUGUUUCAACGACAUCCAAGUCGCGACGGACGGAUUCAGUGACGACGCCAUCGUCGGCGGCGCGGGCCACACGACCGUGUAUCGCGGGGAGGGGCCGAGCGGCGAGCCGUGGGCGGUGAAGCGCGCCAAGCGCGUGACUGUAUCGGGGUCGCAUCUGUUUCGCAACGAGGUGGAUUUCCUGUCGCAGAUCAAGCACCCCAACAUCGUGCCGCUCCUCUACUCCUGCGACGACAACAGCGAGCAGAUCCUCGUCUUUGAGUACCUCGCUAACGGCCCUCUCUCCGUGUGGCUGCGCCCGCCGCCCGGGGACGAGCGCGCGGCGCUGACGUUCGAGCAGCGCGUGGACGCGGCGCUGGGCGUGGGCGAGGCGGUGCAGUACCUGCACUCGUUCAGCCGCCCCACCAUCAUCCACCGCGACAUCAAGUCCGAUACCAUCCUGCUCGACGACCACCUCAAGGUCAAGCUGGGGGGGCUGGGGCUGCUGAAGCAUCUGCCGGGGGAGGGAAUGCGGCUGCGGGUGGCGCGCAAGAAAGGGUACCUGGAUCCCGAGUAUUUUCAGACCUUCAAAGUCACGCCCAGAUGCGACGUCUAUAGCUUCGGAGUGGUGAUGCUGGAGAUGCUGACAGCCCUGCCGCCCAUAGUGCAGGGUCUGCCGCGCUCCUCCCCCACAGCCGCGGACGCCAGCUUCGCAGGGGAGGCGCACUCCCCAACUCCGCCCAUGUCUCUGCCCCAGUGGGCCCUGCCGCUGAUCCAAGAGGACAGGGUAGAGGAGCUCGUGGAUCCCCGCAUGCCGCCCGGCUACCCCCGUGAUUCCCUCGUGGCCUUUGCACGCAUCGCAGCGGAGUGUGUUGCGCCGCUGCGCAAGGAUCGCCCCGACAUGCCACGUGUCACGUUCCUGUUGGCGGAGCUGAAGCGUCCGGCCGCGCUGCGGUCGGUGGCGUUUGCACGGUUCUACACAGGAGAUCACAAGGCCCAGUCAAGCCACCUUGACUGCCUCCUGUCCCUGCUAGGCUGCUACCUCCCACCCACUCCUCCUCUUCUUCCUCUCUCAACCCCCACUCGCUCUUCCGUGCUCAUCAUCCACUGCUGGGACUUCCCUUCCUGA